Molecule: messenger RNA, 1959 nt
Organism: Choloepus didactylus (southern two-toed sloth)
Lineage: Eukaryota; Metazoa; Chordata; Mammalia; Pilosa; Megalonychidae
Gene: PSTPIP1
Product: proline-serine-threonine phosphatase interacting protein 1
Exons: 13
Coding region: 840-1844 (334 amino acids)
Biological process (GO): actin filament polymerization
Cellular component (GO): cytoplasm; actin filament; plasma membrane
Molecular function (GO): actin filament binding
Source: RefSeq, a predicted model, not a curated record
GGUGUGCGCAGCACGGCAGUAGCCCCUUCCCCUCCUCUGGUAGGAAGCAGGGGGCUGGCCUCACCUGUGUCUUACCUGGCACUGCCUCUAACCAGCUGUGUGGCCAUACAACAGUUUCCACACCUCUCCCGCCCUCCUUUUUCUCACCUGUAAAUAAUAAAAGUACCCACUCCCACCCCCGCCCUCCCCUGCACAGAGUUGUGAGUUAAAUAAUUUGGACCAGAGGCAUGAGCAGCACCUGGAGGCUUGUUAAAACACAGCGGUCUCCCCCGCCCCGAGUUUCUGCUUCAGGAGGUCUGGGGCGGGCCUGAGAAUCUGUAUUUGUAACAAGCUCCCCCGGGAUGCUCAUGCUGCAGGUCUGUGGACUGCACUUCGAUAUUCACUGGUUUAGGGUAAAGUGUCUGGUCUGGAUCGCUGUUGGUCCUUCCAGAUUGUUGCUCCUCCUUGGGCCUCAGUUUCCCCAGCUGCCCAGUGAGAGGAGGGAGCCCUCUACGGAGCCUGCCUUGCAAGGGCUGCCGGGAGAGACAGGCCGGUGGGCAGGAGCCGGCGCUGCCCUCUCCGCCCUGGGCUGCCUGGGGCCGGCGUCAUGCGGCCGCGUGGCCACCAGGGGGCGGGCGAGCUGCUCCGCACAGGGAGGCGCCGGCCCCGCCCGGCCGAGAACCGCAGCCCGGGGCUGAGUGCACAGGAGACGGAGCCGCGCUGCCCCUGUGUGACCCGGGCAAGCCUGGCCGCACUUUCCCUAUCUGCCUCAAUUGACUGCUGCUCCUCAGACGUCCCGGUGGGCAGGGAGCCAUAGCAUCGUUUACCUCCUAGGCUCUCUGAGGGCCUCCUUUGACUCCAUGAAGCUGCAAUUGGAGAAUGUGGGCAGCUCACACAUCCAGCUGGCACAGGCCCUGCGUGAGGAGCUGAGGAGCCUUGAGGAGUUCCGCGAGAGGCAGAAGGAGCAGAGGAAGAAGUAUGAGGCCGUCAUGGACCGUGUCCAGAAGAGCAAGCUGUCGCUCUACAAGAAGACGAUGGAGUCCAAGAAGUCAUAUGAGCAGAAGUGCCGGGACGCGGACGAUGCCGAGCAGGCCUUCGAGCGCAUCAGUGCCAAUGGCAACCAGAAGCAGGUGGAGAAGAGCCAGAACAAAGCCAAGCAGUGCAAGGACUCGGCCACGGAGGCGGAGCGAGUGUACCGGCUGAACGUCGAGCAGCUGGAGAAGGUGCGGGAUGAGUGGGAGCAGGAGCACCGGACCACCUCUGAGGCCUUCCAGCUGCAAGAGUCUGACCGGCUUACCAUCCUCCGCAAUGCCCUCUGGGUGCACUGCAACCAGCUCUCCAUGCAGUGUGUCAAGGACGAUGAGCUCUACGAGGAGGUGCGGCUGACGCUGGAAGGCUGCUGUGUGGAUGCCGACAUUGACAGCUUUAUCCAGGCCAAGAGCACGGGCACCGAGCCCCCAGCUCCGGUGCUCUACCACAACUACUACGAUCGGGAGGUUACCCCGACAGGCAGUCCUGGCGUGCAGCCAUCCUGCGGCAUGAUCAAGAGGUUCUCUGGGCUGCUGCAUGGAAGUCCCAAGACCAUGGCAAUUCCUGCUGCCUCCACAGAAACCCGGACGCCCACCCCUGACCGGAAUGAGGUUGUCUAUGCCGCCAUCGCGGUGCAGGAGACGCCGGGAGCUCCAGUCCUGCCAGCCCAGGACUACAGGGCGCUCUAUGACUACACGGCGCAGAAUUCUGAUGAGCUGGACAUCUCCGCGGGGGACAUCCUGCAGGUCAUCCUGGAAGGGGAGGAUGGCUGGUGGACAGUGGAACGGAACGGGCAGCGUGGCUUCGUCCCUGGUUCUUACCUGGAGAAGCUCUGAGGAAAGGCAGGAGCGCCACCUGGACCUCCCCAGCCUGUGGAGCCAGCAGUGCCCUCCUCACUGCUGGGGCCCGAGAGUCUCUCCCACAGGGAAUAAAGGAGCAUGUUCGUUUCUC